Molecule: messenger RNA, 2423 nt
Organism: Scomber scombrus (Atlantic mackerel)
Lineage: Eukaryota; Metazoa; Chordata; Actinopteri; Scombriformes; Scombridae
Gene: ptpn2b
Product: protein tyrosine phosphatase non-receptor type 2b
Exons: 10
Coding region: 128-1342 (404 amino acids)
Biological process (GO): protein dephosphorylation
Molecular function (GO): protein tyrosine phosphatase activity
Source: RefSeq, a predicted model, not a curated record
AUAACGGACAAACAGCUAACGAAAGCUCCGCGGCGCAGGGAAGUAACUCCUCCUCGAUAAAAAGCUCUCUGUAGCAUCAAUAAAGUAAUGAGGUAGAUAGUCUGACAGCUAGUUACACUAACCCUUGAUGUACCAGACUGGCGUUGCCUCAGUGAAAAUGGACCAGGACUUUGAAGGCAUAGACUCCGAGGGCCGGUGGCAAAAACUCUACCUAGAAAUCAGGAAUCAGUCCCACGAGUGCGCCUACAAAGUGGCAAAAUAUCCAGAGAAUCGCAACCGCAACAGAUACAGAGAUGUCAGUCCGUUUGAUCACAGUCGGGUGAAGCUGGAAAGUACAGAAAAUGACUACAUCAACGCAAGUCUGGUAGUGAUGGAAGAAGCCCAGAGAAGUUACAUAUUGACUCAGGGUCCCCUCAGGAACACCUGUGGCCACUUUUGGCUCAUGAUCUGGGAGCAGAAGACCAAAGCAGUCAUCAUGCUCAACAGGGUAAUCGAGAAAGGCUCGGAAAAGUGUGCCCAGUACUGGCCCACGUCUGAGGAGCGAGAGAUGGCCUUCAGAGACACACGUUUCUUGGUCACGCUGUUGUCAGAAGAUGCCAAGUCCUACUACACCACCAGAGUGUUGGAGCUGCAGAAUAUUAACACCGGGGAGAAGAGAGAGCUCUACCACUUUCAUUACACCACGUGGCCUGAUUUCGGCGUCCCAGAAUCCCCGGCGUCCUUCCUAAACUUCCUCUUCAAGGUGCGGGAGUCGGGUGCGUUGGGACCAGAUCAGGGGCCAGCUGUGGUGCACUGCAGUGCCGGGAUCGGACGCUCAGGGACGUUUUCGUUAGUGGACACAUGUCUGGUCCUGAUGGACAAGAGGAAAGAGCCCUCAUCAGUGGACAUCAAAGGCAUUCUUUUGGACAUGAGGAAGUACCGCAUGGGCCUGAUCCAGACUCCUGACCAGCUGCGCUUCUCCUACAUGGCUGUCCUCGAAGGAGCCAAGUACAUCAUGGGAGACUCGUCUGUACAGAAUCAGUGGCGGGAGUUGUCCAGGGAAGACCAGGAGCCGGCGACUGACUCUCCGCCCUCAGCUCAGCCUCAGGCCAGGUGUACGACAGAGCGGUACAACGGCAACCAGCGAGGAGGACAGCUAGACGAGGGAGGAGACUACAGGCAGGACAGCAAAAUACCCUCACAGUCUCCCUGCAAGGAACAGGAGCUGGACGGCAGCUCAGCACACAAGCGACGCAGAGAAGACAGCAUCUCCAAAUCAGGCACACCUAAGACACCCCAAAGCAAGCCCAGGACGAACGACUCAGAGAAAAAGAGAAAAAGGGCGAAAACCAGUGACUGCUAACCACCUCCACCUGCAGCCACGUGUGACUACAGCUCUGGCAGCAACGCCAACAUCGGCAGGGAUCUCCAGCUCUCUCUCCCAACCUCUCUGUGUCCUUCUUCCUCAACUCCAAACCACUCUUCCUCACCUCUACACUGCGACAGCCAGCUAACCCCCCCCUUCCUCUCUUCUUCAUGUUUUUUUGUUGUUGUUAUAUAUUUUGUUCCAGCUUGAUAGCAUUAUCCAGCUGCUGCACACGCCCUCUUCUUCCUCUCAUUAGCAGCAUGUCACUCCCGCGUCCUUGCUCUCCUCAUUUCUCGUCAUCCUCUCUAAACUGUUUACAGCAGACACUUCGACAUUCUUUGAAGAGAGCACAUUUGAAAAGACAAACACACCAGCGCUUUAACACACCCACCCCUUGGCUACACCUCCACCAUCGCCUGCGCUGCUUCUGGAGUCAGCAAAUCUGUUUUUUUGAUUUUAACAUUAUUAUUUUGCUUCUUUGCAUUCAUGAAAUCGAGACUGAAAAUAGUGGCUAUGCAUUGCCAAUUUGUAAUGCUCAUAUGUUCAUAUGUGUAUUUUUAGAAAAAAAAACUUUUUUCAGAGGCGAAAAAUAAAAAUGUUCUAUUUUUUAUAAGAGAUUACUUGAAGUUUUUCACCGUGAUACGGGCGGCUGGGUCAAAUGAAAAGCACUGCCCCCUUCCCACAUGAGAAAUUCAGUGGCACGUAAUAUUUCCAUGAUGUAAAUAGUGUUUCUUUUUUUUUUUUUAAACAAAAAGGUGUGUAAAAAGACAUAUUUUUUGCUUGUAAAAAACCAAACAAAUGACGAAAGAGAGAAAAUGUUACAGAUUUGAUUUAAAAAAAAAAAAAGCUGACCUGUUCUUUUGAAAUGAAGUUUCUCUUCUCUUAGAGUGUAAUCUACAAAUAAAACUGGUAUCAUCUAGUUUACUUAACAACACGUCUUUGCCCUUUUUCUGCCUACUGCACAACAUCUGUGACGAAAGUAUUUAAUGCUAAUUUAAAGCAUCAGUUUGACAUUUUGGGAAAUAUGUUCAUUUUCUUGCAGAGUGAAAAUGUGCUACCUUUAGAUCAGUGGUGUCAA